AUGCAGCAUUCAUCAGUUUCACCUUUAAACACGUCUAAAAGCAAGACACUAUAUUCUUUCACUAAGCAAUCUCGCUUCCCUAAGGCUUCAGGACCUUAGUAAAAUAUUAAAUUCCUUAUCUCUAUUAGUUGUGACUCUGUCUACAAUAUCCCAACAAGUUUUUCAAAGAGAUCAACAUCAAUAGGCUAUGGAAAGAGAUUUGGCGAUCUGAUUAGGACAACAGUGGCUCCAAGUCCUCAACUUUACAACAUUCCCUCAACAAAAGACACAAAAUAAUAUACAUUUGGUGUUUCCAGAGAUAAGUUCGACAAUGUGUAUAUUAGGGAAAAUCCGCCAAGAGAUAAAAGUGUGCCUGGACCUGCAAUGUAUCAAAUCAAGUCUGAUUACACUUUGACAUCUGCAGCUGCGUACUCAAUGAGACCUAAUAGUCACUAUGCAUCAAUGUUUAACGACCCUACUGUAAAAUUCCCAGGUCCAGGCACUUAUGACGGCUAGGCUGCGACUGAAAACAAAAACGGAUAUACUAUAUAUUCUAAAUUUAGAUCUCCUGGAGGAGCAAUAAUAUCUAAAACUGGAGAGAGAUUUGAUUUGAGACAGCAUAGGAAAUCAGUCGAUAUUCCAGGACCAGGGUCAUAUCAAUUGACUCACUUAGGUCCAUCAAUGCAGAAAAAUUUUGGAGCAGUAGUAUUUGGCAAAUCAAGACGCUUAGUAGAAACUAAGGAAACCAUCAAAUAUACGCCAGGACCUGGGACAUAUAGAAUUCAGAGUGACUUCGGAUUUUAUAAUCCAUCUGAUGCCUUAGGGUCAAGUUUUAGUAGGACACAAAGUAAGAUGUAAAAGACUACUCAGUGA
Stylonychia lemnae is the source of this 852-nucleotide messenger RNA. The record is from the annotation of a GenBank genome assembly. Lineage: Eukaryota; Ciliophora; Spirotrichea; Sporadotrichida; Oxytrichidae.